This is a messenger RNA of Pyrus x bretschneideri (Chinese white pear), 2253 nucleotides long. RefSeq names its product NAC domain-containing protein 17-like. Gene Ontology annotation, biological process: regulation of DNA-templated transcription. The coding region runs from base 331 to 2055 and encodes 574 amino acids. The transcript has 5 exons. NCBI's taxonomy places the organism in Eukaryota, Viridiplantae, Streptophyta, Magnoliopsida, Rosales, Rosaceae. The record is from RefSeq and is a predicted model, not a curated record. Gene Ontology annotation, molecular function: DNA binding.
ACGCUUUCACACACAAAAGGAAACAAAAUCCUUUGAAAAUACACAAGGAAACUUCUCAUCCCCUCUCUCGCACUACAAAACUCCUCGUCCGCCCUUUUCCUCCUCUGACUAUUCGCAUUGACCACCACCUCCACCCACUCUCUCUCUCUCUCUCUCUCUCUCUCUUCCGCCUUAGGAGAGUCCUACUGUGUUUUUGUAGGACUUUUCUCUUCUCUCUCUCAAUUAUCCACAUCCCUCUCUCUCUCUCUCUCUCUCUCUGUUGUGUUUGAUCGGUUGAAAUUUUUCGAUUUUUGUUUGUUCGAGGGUCUUGAUUUUGUUGUUGAGGAAGCGAUGGUGAAGGAGGACGAUUCAGCCGCGCUUUUCUGUGACGGCCACUUUGCCGCGCCGGGGUUUCGGUUCCAUCCCACCGACGAGGAGCUUGUCCUCUACUAUCUGAAGCGGAAGAUCUGUAAGAAGAGGCUCAAGAUUGACGUCAUCGCCGAGACCGACGUCUACAAGUGGGACCCUGACGAACUUCCUGAACUAUCUCUGUUGAAAACUGGAGACAGGCAAUGGUUCUUUUUCAGUCCGAGAGAUUGGAAAUACCCUAAUGGAGGAAGAUCAAGCAGGGCAACCAGACACGGGUAUUGGAAAACUACAGGAAAGGAUCGUACCAUUGUAUGCUAUUCACGGUCUGUUGGAUUGAAGAAGACCUUAGUUUAUUACAAAGGCCGUGCACCUAGUGGGGAGCGCACCAACUGGGUGAUGCACGAGUAUACCUUGGAUGAGGAAGAGCUCAAGAGAUGCCAGAAUGUACAGCAAUACUAUGCUCUCUACAAGGUUUACAAAAAAAGUGGACCCGGUCCCAAAAAUGGCGAGCAAUAUGGGGCACCAUUUAGGGAAGAAGACUGGGUUGAUGAUGAAUCCCCAGUAAUCAAGACUGCUGCUGAUAGCCAAAUCUCAGUGAAGCAAGCUGUAGAUGUUGUUUCUAUUGAUGAUGUGAAGGUCAAUGGGGAUGUCCAUUAUGCACCAAAUGACAUCGAGGAGUUCAUGAAACAGAUUGCUGAUGAGGCUGUGCUGCCUGAAAUGAAUGGGUACGGUUACACAGCACCCCAGGUUCUUAGCGAAGAAGAUACCCAAAGUACUCUGGUUGAUCUGUACUCCAGGGAAGUUAUCUGUGCUGAACCUGUCAGAGAGUUCAAUCCAAAUGUGCCGCAAUGCAAUGUGGACGCUAACUUUGACUUCACGCAGUCAUCUACCUCCCAAAUGCAAUCUUACGAGGCAUCUGAAGUCACAGAUGCUCCUGACAUUUAUGACCAGGACCCUCCUGCACUGCAUGAAGAGGAUUUCUUGGAGAUGGAUGAUCUUCUUGGUCCUGAACCUACUGUACCAAACACUGUGAACCCUGUAGACGACUUGCCGUUUGGAGAGCUAGAUGGAUUAAGUGAAUUCGACUUGUAUCAUGAUGCAGCCAUGUUUCUUCAAGACUUGGGGCCUAUUGAUGAAGGAAAUGUUGCUCAUUAUCAGUACAUGAAUUCUCAGGGGAAUAAUAUAGCAGACCAGUUUGAAUACCAUUUACAACCCAAUCCAGUAGCUGAAAACCAGGUUAACCAUCUGCUGAAUCCAGAAUCAACUCAGAUUAACAAUCAGCUGUGGACAAACACUGAAAGAGCAGAACCAAAUCAGGGAUCUCUCUCGUAUUCAACCCCAGGUGUGGUAUAUGAAUCUUCAAAUUUUCCUUCCCAAGCAACUCAAAAUCAAAGCGGCAAUGAGGCUGCAGGUGCUACAAGUCAGUUCUCUUCUGCUCUUUGGGCCUUUGUGGAGUCUAUACCUACCACCCCUGCAUCGGCUUCAGAGAGUGCUUUGGUGAAUCGUGCUUUUGAACGGAUGUCUAGCUUCAGCAGGUUGAGAAUUAAUAUGGCAACUACAACAGUCGCUGCAGGUAAUGAUUCUGAAACUAGGAGGGCAGGCAGAAAGAGGGGAUUCUUCUUCCUUCCGGUUCUUGUAGCACUAUGUGCCGUUUUUUGGGUUUUGAUUGCAACUCUCAGACCAUGGGGGAGAUCCCUCCCCGCUUGAGUCUGCAAGUGGGAAGUUUUGCUGCUAUAUAUAUGAUUAUAUUCGCCAUUGGAAAAUUGAACCAUUAUGUUUACAUAGGUUUUUAAUAUCUAUAUGAAUGUUGGUUGUAAAGGAUGAAAUUGCCUAGUUUUUCCUUCACUUUUUGUAAAUAGAAAAUUCAACAUAUAAUUUUUAGGUUAUGUGUUUUUGGGUCGCUAA